Molecule: messenger RNA, 243 nt
Organism: Capronia coronata CBS 617.96
Lineage: Eukaryota; Fungi; Ascomycota; Eurotiomycetes; Chaetothyriales; Herpotrichiellaceae
Exons: 2
Coding region: 1-243 (80 amino acids)
Source: RefSeq, a predicted model, not a curated record
AUGGAGGACCCCGAUUCUGAUACACCUGCCCUUUCUGGGCUUGCUCUUCAAGCUCUGGAAGACUUUCGGGCCGAACAAGCACUGCAAUUUGACGGUUUUGAACAGCUGGACUAUAGUCACGACCUAGCGAUGAGCAAUGACAAGGCCUUAUCUAUGGAGAUGUUUCCCGAGAAUUGGAAUGCCAGCCAGUUUUGGGUGGGCCGAACUCCACUUGUCUAUGGAUUGUUCCUAACCCGGCAGUGA